UUCACACUGAUCUUUCUCAUCCCCAGGCUCUGUCGGAAUCUGAUUCGAGGGAGAACUGUCAAUCCACUCAUGUGUACUCUCAGUAACAACCAGUCAUUGACUCACUUGAACCUGAAUAAUAACAAGCUCGAAGACCAGGGAAUUGGACUGUUGAUUGCUGCACUGGGACAGCAGAGCUGUACGCUCCAGACACUGGAAUUGGAGGGCAAUGGGAUUACAAACACGUUUACAGAUGAACUCACUGGGGCUCCCAUCAGAAACAUGUCACUGAAAAGGGUGAACCUGUCCAACAAUUUGUUCACAGACCGGUCUGUUACAGCUCUUUUGUACCUGACCCAGACACACACUUCCCUCCAGGAGAUCAGGCUGCAGAGGAAUAAGUUCAGUCCACAUGGAUUGAGCUGUCUUCAGUCACCGAACAGACCGGGACUCUGUGUGGAAGUGUAUACAUCAAUAACCAGUGGAAGAUUUAAAAGCUGA
This is a messenger RNA of Rhincodon typus (whale shark), 480 nucleotides long. Its product is annotated as NACHT, LRR and PYD domains-containing protein 14-like. NCBI's taxonomy places the organism in Eukaryota, Metazoa, Chordata, Chondrichthyes, Orectolobiformes, Rhincodontidae. The coding region runs from base 70 to 480 and encodes 136 amino acids. Gene Ontology annotation, cellular component: cytoplasm. The record is from RefSeq and is a predicted model, not a curated record. The transcript is spliced from 3 exons. Gene Ontology annotation, molecular function: protein binding.